UUGGAAUCUAAUUAAAUUUAUAUAUAUCAUCUUACCUUUAUGUUAUCUUCUUCACCCAAGUUGUAUCAUUAUAACAGUUCACAAUUUCUAUAAUAUAUACUUUCUUUGAAGUAUCUGUUCUAACUGUUGUCUACUACUGCAAUAAGCAACAUCUAUUAUUUCUCAUUUCUGAACUUGAAGAGCUUCUUCUUCUGGAACACCGCCAUUUAAGGCUAAAGAAGAUGGAUUUUGUUACUGAUCCAGCAAAAGGAGCUAUCUCGAAAUUUGUAGAGCUGGGAGUGGAGUCUACCUUGAAGCAAUUUAAAUAUAUGAUCCAACACAAAAAAAUUACAGCCAAUUUGAAGGAGAAACUCGAGGAGUUGAAGGCUUGUAAACAAACGUGGCAAGCAUGGAUGGUUGCAGAAAACUCCAAAGGAAAUCAAAUUCCACCUAACAUUUCAAAUUGGCUUUCACGCGUGGAAGCAAUUGAAGUUGAGUUACAAAGCUUCUAUAAAAGUAGUGUUAACAAUAACAAGAAAUGCUUUGGUGGACAAUGUUCAGAUUUGGCAUUGAAUUACUCUCAAGGUAAGCAAGCCACUAUAAAAAUAGAAGAUAUUACAAAAUUGAUAGAGGAAGGAAGCAAACUUCCAUCUUUAUCAUAUCCUAAACCUCCACCAGCACUUAGGUCAACCUUCACAAACAAUGAUGUUAAGAGUCUAGAGUCCAGAAAUCAAAUUAUGAAUAAAGUCAUAGAGAAGCUGAAGGAUGAUCAAUUCAAAAGGAUUAGCAUUUGUGGGAUGGCCGGAGUGGGAAAAACCACAUUGGUAAAAGAACUAAUCAAAAUUGUAGAAAAUAAAUUAUUUGAUAAUGUUGCAAUGGCUUCAGUUUCCCAAAACCCUAACUAUGAAAUAAUCCAAAAACAAAUUGCUGAUGGUUUAAGAAUGGAGUUUAACUCGCAGAGUCAUAUAGAUAGAAGGGGUAGGGAAAUACAUGAGAAGUUGAAGGAAUUUGACAAUGAGAAGGUAAAGGUUCUAAUAGUCCUAGAUGAUGUGUGGCAAGAUCUUAACUUUGAGUUAAUGGGACUUUCUUCUCAAAGUCACCAGAAGGGUAUAAAAAUCUUAUUCACAUCGAGGAAUGUAAAAGUGUGUGAAAAGAUGGGAAGCCAAGAGAAUGUACAAGUCUCUGUAUUGCAAAAGGAUGAAGCUUGGAGCCUAUUUCAAGAAAUGGCAGGAAAUAUUGUAAACAAACAUGAUAUCGAACCAAUAGCAAGAGAGGUUGCAAAUGAAUGUGGUGGCUUGCCCCUUGCUAUUGCAACUGUUGCGAGAGCUCUUCGCGCCGAGGAAAAGAUUUCUUGGGAAGACGCACUUCAACAAUUGAGAUACUCCCAAUCAUCACCCUUCUCUAACGACAUACAAGAAUAUUUAUAUUCACGUAUUGAGGUUAGCUUAAAAUUUUUGGGUAGUGAAGAACACAUGUCUUUCCUUUUUCUUUGUGGUUUGUUUCCAGAGGACUUUGACAUUUCUGUUGAAAAUCUAUUACGUCAUGGGAUGGGCUUGGGGUUGUUUGAGGAAAAUGAUGCAGUUUGGAAAAUAAGAAAUCAUGUAAAUUGUUUAGUGAACAAUCUGAAAAAAUGUUUCUUAUUGUUAGACAGUGAAAAGCAAGGGUGUGUAAAGAUGCAUGAUGUUGUGCGUGACGUUGUCCUCAAAAUUUCUUCCACAAAAGAACAUGGGAUAUGGGUGCAGAGUAAUGCCAGAUUGAAGCAGGUUAAACAAAAACAAGGAAAAUGGCUUAGAAUGUCGAUCAUUUUGGAUGCAAAGAUUGAUUCAGAAGAUAACUUAGAAUGUCCAACACUAGAACUUAUACAGGUGCGAACACAAGGGGAAGAAUGUGAUAUUAUCUCAUUGCCAGAUAACUUCAUCCACGGAAUGACUAAACUCAAAGUUGUAAAUAUUACAAAUUUGUGCAUUCCAAUAAUAUCAUCAUUUUUUCAUGCCUCGAGAAACCUUCGCACGUUGCAACUUGAAGGAUGUCACGUUGGAGAUAUAUCUGUAAUUGGUAAUGAGGUCAUGAGACUAGAAAUCCUAAGCUUUGCCAACUCCAAUAUCAAAGAGCUUCCAUCUGAAAUUGGGAAUCUGAUAUAUCUCAAAUUAUUGGAUUUGACAGGAUGUAAUCAUCUUAACUUCAUUGCUACAAAUAUUUUCACAAGGCUAACAUUGUUGGAAGAACUUUAUUUUAGCAUAAACAAUUUUCCUUGGUUGCUAAACAAAGAAUUUCUCGAAGACUUAAGAAAUCUUUCGGUCCAGUUAAAAGUUCUUGAGAUCAAACUAAGUAAACUCGAUUUUUUACAUGGCGAUCUAAUUUUUAGAAGCCUAAAAAAGUUUUGGGUUUAUGUAGUUCCUUCUACUCCUUAUGAACGCCAUGGAUAUUUGGAGUCAAAUAUGAUACAGUUAAGAGCUUUAGGUUACAACUCUGUUAAGAGUAGUAUGAUGAUCAUGCAACUCAUCAAGAAAUGUGAAAUUCUCAUAUUAGAGAAAGUGAAGGACUUGAAAAAUGUCAUAUCUGAAUUAGAUGAGCAUGGUCUCCAAUGUGUGAAAGAUUUAAGGCUUGGCUCCUGCUCCGAUCUUGAGUGUGUCAUAGAUUUCUAUGCUCCACGGUCUAACUUACCAUUGAUCGAAUCGAUGUGUCUAGAGAAUCUUGUUUGUAUGAGGACAGUAAUUCAGGUACCUGAUCAUUGUGAAACCAAUGAAGCAAUGAUGGAAUUCUCAUAUUUAGAAAAAAUGGAGUUGAAGUGCCUUCAAAAGUUGAUUGGAUUCAGUAACUCUCAAUCAAUUCAUCAUGGACUGAGUUAUACCACCAAUCAUUCAGAUUCAGUUGGUCAUGGACCAUUGUCAGCUAGUGCCAAGUUGUUUUCUUUUGAUUGGAUGAAACAAUUUCCAAAAUUGGAAACAAUACUGCUACGUGAUUGUGUUUCCAUUGAGAUGGUAUUUGACUUGGAAGGUAAUCCGGAAGUCAUCGAAAAUGGUAUUUUGUUUCCUCUGCUAAAAGAACUUGAUAUAUCAAACAUGGAUCAUUUGCUAUAUGUUUGGGGGAAUGUUCCGUGUAGUGUCAGAGGUUUUCAUAAUUUAAGAUUUCUAAAAAUCUCAAGGUGCAACUCUUUGAAAUAUGUAUUUACUUCUGUCAUUGUUAAAGCAAUUUCAAAUCUUGAGAAGUUAGAAGUAAGAGAUUGUGAAAUGAUCGAGAACAUAGUGGUUUGGAGAAGAGAUGAUAAAGAGGAUGACAAUAUCAAAGAACAUGUGAUAAUGAACGGGUUUGGUAAACUAUGUUAUUUAUCACUUUUGAAUCUUCCAAAACUUGUGAAUGUUUAUUUAGACUCUGUUGAGUUAGAAUGUCCAUCCUUGAGGAAGUUUGAGAUUGGUGGUUGUCCUAUGUUUGAGAUAUCUUUAUUACCAACCUAUAUCCCUAAAAAUCAAGACAAUCGCAAAGUCACAAAUUCAUUUAAUAUAGAAGAUAAUUCAAGCUCUUCUACUUGGACCCCUAUAGAAUGUGCGUCAUUUCUACCCAAGUUCAGUCGUAAAAGAGCCACAAAUAAUAGAAUUAAUAAGGAGGCGUCAGUAAUUUCAGAAUUACAAGAUGUUACAUAUUCCCUUUUUGAAAUGAAUACCAAGAAAGUAAAAAGUCAUAUGCCUGCUCUUGAGGAACUAAACAUUGUGGUAUGUGAUUUGCUGGAUGUAAUAUUUUUUGACGAAGAAAAAUUCAAUUUCCUAGUUUCGUCAUACCUGAAAACCAUCAAAAUUGGAAAGUGUGACAAGUUAAAAUCCAUUAUGCCUAAAAGAGAAGAGAGGCGGGACACGAUAAACUAUUUGACUCAACUAGAGAUUCUUCACUUGAUAGAGCUUCCAAAUCUUGUUGGAUGUGUGGAUGAUCACGAAAGGAUAGGCAGCCAUCCAUUCAUGGAUGGGUCCUUGUUUCCAAACUUAACUUCUUUGCUUAUAGAAACUUGCAACAAAAUUAGCAUAUUGUUCUCUCAUUCAUCCUUGAAUAGUCUUGAACAGCUUGAGAAGUUAGAAGUACGAAAUUGCCAGAACAUGCAAGAAAUAGUAUCUCAAGAAAAGAUAGAAGCAACGUCAAAUAAGAUUGUGUUGGGAAAGUUAAAACGUCUAAUUCUUUGGAAGCUACCAAGCCUUAAGGCCUUUUGCCUAAGUUCCUAUAAUUUCUUUUUCCCAUCAUUGCAAGAUGUGGAAAUUAAAGAUUGUCCCAAUGUAGAUGUUUUUUCACAAGGAUUUUCAAAUACACCAAAGCUUGAGACGGUCACCAUGAUGAUUGGUUUCAGUUCCAUAGAGUAUAUGCAUAAGAGAGACAUCAAUUCCACUAUACGAGGAUUUAAAGCAUUUGUGGAAUCACAAGGAUCAAAUAUGUUGAAUGGGGCCGUGUGGUAUUAUGAAGGAAACCUCGAUAUCUCAAAUAUAAAUAUCAACACAUUUAAUGAGAUUGUAAGCUUCCAUAAGCUAACAUCUAUUGGGGUUUCAUAUUGCCACAAUUUAAAGAGUUUGUUCUCCCAUUCUAUGGCCAAAAGUCUUGGGCAACUUUUUAUUCUAAUAGUCCAGGAUUGUAAAAUUAUGGAGAAGAUAAUAACAAAGGAAGAUGGAAAUAUUGAAGGAGGAAACAAGUUCAAGAAUUUAUUUCCCAAUUUGGAGGUGUUAAAACUUAGGCGUCUUCCUAAUUUGGAAUGUGUUUGUUCAAUUGACUAUGACUAUGAUCUCCCAUGGUGUACCAUUGGAGAGGAUGAAAUCAUUAGUAAGAUUCAAAUUACAUUUCCUAAAUUAAGGAUGUUGGUUCUUUAUGAAGUUCCGAAGCUCAAGUGUUUUUGUUCCGGAACAUAUGACUACAACAUCAUGGUCUCCUCAAUUCAAGAGUGUUGUAAUAUGGGAACAUUUCCCCAUGGAAAUAUUAUUGUAAACACACCUAACCUUCAUCAAGUUGUAGGCACGUGGACUGAUAUGCACACAUUUGGUGACCUUAAUUUGACUAUAUAUUAUCUUCUAAAUUCAGAGAAAUUCAAGGUGGAGUUGGGAAAAUUAGAAACAUUUAGCAAUAUUGAGGCAGAGCUUGUUGACUACAUCAAAAGAGUAUCAGAGCUACGUAUUGUAAACAAUCACAAGCUAUUGAAUUUCAUCCCAUCAAACAUGAUGCAUAUAAUCUCCCACACGAAGCAUAUCUACUUGCAAGAAUGUGAGUUCUUAGAAGAGAUAUUUGAAUCGAAUGAUAAUGGUAUGCUAUACCAGUUAUGGCGUAUAAACUUGUUUUCUCUUCCAAAGUUGAAGUAUAUUUGGAAAAAUCUUGGUCAGAGUUUAGCCUUUCAGAGAGUUGAAUAUAUAAAUAUAACAAAAUGCAAUGCUUUGAAAUAUGUGUUCUUGGAUAUUUCCAUAGCCACAAGCCUUCCACAUUUGUAUUCGAUUAUAGUGUCUGAAUGUGAUGAGAUAGAGGACAUCAUUAAGAAUAAUUCUAAUUCUCUCAAUUGUUCACAACAACAACUGAAGGCUGAGAAGAUCAUAUUCCCAUCAUUGGCCAGAAUUGAACUAAGAAAGUUGCCCAACCUCAAACGUUUUUGUCAAAGCUCUUACCCUUCCUAUGUUGAGCUUCCAGAAUGGUAUUAUUUAUCCAUUCAAAAUUGCCCAAAGAUGAAAACCUUUUGGCUUGAUGGAAUAUUAUACACACCAAGUCUUCAAAACAUUUCAGUGGACAAUGUCAAAUUUUCCGAUGUUGCAGAUGUGAAUGAGGUUAUACAAGAAUACAAUAAAUCAUAAUGAAGGCAAAUGUUGGUGUGAAGUUUGAAAUUCACAAUUAUGAGAAUGAAGCCCAAAAAGAGCGUUUGGUGACUAAGCUUGCAUUCAUCCCCUUCAUUCUAUUUACGAGAGAUCAAAAGUUUAGAAGAAACAAUGACACUACAUUCAUACAUGAUUGGAGAAUUUGAAUUUGGGCAAGACGACGGGCAAUGCUUAGGAGAGUGAAGAACUUUAUGACUUCGACCUUGGAGAUGAAUAUCUACGACCUUCCAAACAAAUAAGUUUUAGAUUUAAAUCUUUUUUAGUUUUAAUAAUGAUGAUAAUGGUAUGCUAUGGUAUUUACGGUUAGUGUGAAUAAGAAUUAGUUUGUUCCUAGAAUAAGGGUUUGUUCCUAGAAUAAGGGAAACAAAUCAGAAAUUGAUUUGUUCUCAUUAAAUGUAAUUAUUUAGUGUAAAUACAUGUAUAGCCCUGUAAACUCUAUUUAUACAAGAAAUAACAUUGAAAAAGGCAUGAAAACAAGAAUUAUU
Molecule: messenger RNA, 6289 nt
Organism: Vicia villosa (hairy vetch)
Lineage: Eukaryota; Viridiplantae; Streptophyta; Magnoliopsida; Fabales; Fabaceae
Exons: 10
Coding region: 222-5783 (1853 amino acids)
Molecular function (GO): ADP binding
Source: RefSeq, a predicted model, not a curated record